AUGAGUUCUCCAUCAUCUUCUCCAUCGUUCAUCUUACCAGAUAGCCCACCAGCCCACCAAUGCAUCCUCAACUACUGGCAGCGGAAAGCUGCCCUCGCUGCUGACUCGUCCGCUCCUGCACCUGUGCCAUCACCGCUCAGCGUGGAACCACCAUCGCCGGGUCAGCUCCAUCAAUGUCUAGCUCCAGCUGCUACCUGGGCACCGCAGCGAGCGGUGCUAGCUACCCUGUCGAACAAGAUCAAGCAGAAGCAGGGGAAGAGGAAGUUGACGUUUGAGGAGGCUGAAGUUAGUGGGGAAGAGGACGAGGAGACAAUCUACUCACAAACAAAGAAACGUGCUGGAAUGGAGGACAACUCCUCCAUGGUUCCACUACUAGAGGAGGUGCGGCGAGUGGGGGAUGAGUUGGACUUUGUGCAACUAAUCAACCAGCCUGUAGCCGAACCCUGGAUCCCGCUGAGGGAAUUAAAGGAGCACAUUCCCUACCCCAUUAUUGCAGCAAGGGAGCAAACGAAUAUGCAUGGGCGGUGGGUUAUUUUAAAAAUUAGCAAUGCAGGAAGCAAAUCUGUGAGUGAGGUAUAUUUACCACAACGAUUUGCUUCCUGCAUUAGCACGGAAAAAAUAGAGCAAUUUAAUGCUAAUUGUAAAAAUUUUGUAAUGAUGGUAACACAUAAGUCGGGGAAUUGGACUGAUAUAAGAAUUGUUAAGCAUCAACAAUUUUUAUAUCUAUACAAUUCGUCAACUUUUGUGAUACUAAUUGUAUAGAUGUAUGUAUGUGUGAAAGUAGUAUUAGUAGUGAAUAAAUUGUAAUAUUGUUUUUAUAAAAAUUGUUUUCAAUUCUUACCUGUUGUUGAUAACUUCACAAUGAAUAGUAGAAACACAGAAGAAGAAUGGUUCACCUGCUUACACUCUGUUGUGAAUGAUAUUUAAAUAAGGUGAGCACCCCUUUUAUAGUUUGUUGCGAGCAUGCUCAGUAGUCUUUACUGCUACACAGACACA
This is a messenger RNA of Nilaparvata lugens (brown planthopper), 996 nucleotides long. RefSeq lists its product as uncharacterized. The transcript has 2 exons. The record is from RefSeq and is a predicted model, not a curated record. Lineage: Eukaryota; Metazoa; Arthropoda; Insecta; Hemiptera; Delphacidae. Bases 1 to 762 code for a protein of 253 amino acids.